This is a messenger RNA of Lathyrus oleraceus (garden pea), 910 nucleotides long. Its product is annotated as B3 domain-containing protein At3g19184. Gene Ontology annotation, molecular function: DNA binding. NCBI's taxonomy places the organism in Eukaryota, Viridiplantae, Streptophyta, Magnoliopsida, Fabales, Fabaceae. The coding region runs from base 1 to 654 and encodes 217 amino acids. The record is from RefSeq and is a predicted model, not a curated record. The transcript is spliced from 4 exons.
AUGGUGUUGAAAAUGGUGGCAUCAUCAUACGAAGAUAGCCGUCGCAAAAGAAUGGAAGAGAAUCGGAAGAGAAUGGAGGCUCUCAAUCUCACUCAGCUUUCUCAAUUCCUUCGCAAAUUAUCUUCUCCCAUUUCAAAACCCUCGCCGUCUAAACCUCGCACCUCCGAGAAGCAGCUUGUUGUUGUCAGAAGAUCCGGCCGUAUCGCCAACCUGCCCGCUCCCGUUUACAAAGAAAGGGGUUAUAAUAUGUAUACUGAUUAUUCGCGUGUAUAUGCUUCCGAAGAAGCCCGAGUGGAAGCGUUGUACAAGGCGGAGAAGUUGCAGUCCGAAUUAAACUCGAAGCAUCCAAUUUUUAUUAAGACAAUACGUCAAUCUCAUAUCACUGGUGGAUUCUGGCUGGGUCUUCCAGUUCAUUUCUGCAAGCAAAAUCUUCCAGAACAGGACGAGUUCAUGACUUUAAUUGAUGAGGAUGGAGAUGAGUAUCGAACUACAUUUUUGGCUCAAAAAAAAGGACUAAGCGCUGGAUCGAGACGUUUUGCCAUUGCUCAUAAACUUGCUGACGGGGACGCUUUAAUUUUUGAAUUAGUUAAUCGCACUACGUUCAAGGUGUACAUUAUUAGAGUGAACCCUUCAAAGGGUGAAGAUCUCGAGUGAGUUGCAGUGAAGUUGGAGAUUGGAGGCUGAAAAAUUAAUGUAGGUAUUAUAACCAAAUUAUAAAAUGCAUCCUCUUGAGUAACAACUCACUUCUGCUGAUCAACUAGAUAGUUAGCAAUGUUAGGCGGAGGCGGUAAUGUAAGAUUUGUCCGGUGUCGGCAUGGUCACUCUGAUCGCAUUUUGUGUAUUGGACACAUUAUUAUUAUUAUUUAUUAUUUCUUCCGUCUAAUUUAUAAAAGAUAAUUUAUUUUUUAAA